Molecule: messenger RNA, 2508 nt
Organism: Puma concolor (puma)
Lineage: Eukaryota; Metazoa; Chordata; Mammalia; Carnivora; Felidae
Source: RefSeq, a predicted model, not a curated record
AUGGUGGCCAUGGACUUGGGCUCCCCCCCGCUCCCCAAGAAGAGCCUGCCUGUCCCUGGGCCCUUGGAGCAGGUGGCCAAUCGGCUGAGCAGCAAAGUGGCUGCAGAGGUUCCUCAUGGCAGCAAGCAGGAACUGCCAGAUCUCAAGGCCCAGAGCCUGACCACCUGCGAGGUCUGCGGUGCCUGCUUUGAGACACGCAAGGGCCUGUCCAGCCACGCGCGCUCCCACCUGCGGCAGCUGGGGGUGGCCGAAUCGGAGAGCAGCGGUGCCCCCAUUGACCUCCUCUACGAGCUCGUGAAACAAAAGGGCCUGCCUGACACACCCCUUGGGUUGCCCCCAGGCCUGUCCAAGAAGUCCAACUCACCGAAGGAGGUGGUAGCUGGGGCUCCCCGGCCUGGCCUGCUUGCCCUGGCCAAACCCUUGGAUGCUCCUGCUGUCAACAAGGCCAUCAAGUCACCACCCGGCUUCUCCACCAAAGGCUUGGCCCACCCACCCAACUCCCCACUCCUCAAGAAGGCACCACUGGCCCUGGCGGGCUCCCCUACGCCCAAGAAUCCUGAGGACAAGAGCCCCCAGCUGUCCCUGAGCCCCCGGCCAGCCUCCCCAAAGGCACAGUGGCCCCAGUCUGAGGACGAAGGGCCCCUGAACCUCACCUCGGGCCCAGAGCCAGCUCGAGACAUCCGCUGUGAGUUCUGCGGUGAGUUCUUCGAGAACCGCAAGGGCCUGUCGAGUCACGCACGCUCCCACCUGCGGCAGAUGGGCGUGACCGAGUGGUAUGUCAACGGCUCGCCCAUUGACACACUACGGGAGAUCCUCAAGAGACGGACCCAGUCCCGGCCUGGUGGCCCCCCUAACCCACCAGGGCCCAGCCCGAAAGCCCUGGCCAAGGUGAUGGGCAGCGGAGGUCCUGGCAGCUCGCUGGAAGCCCGCAGCCCCGCAGACCUUCACCUCUCACCCCUGGCCAAGAAGUUGCCACCGCCACCAGGCAGCCCCCUAGGCCACUCACCUACUGCCUCUCCUCCUCCCACGGCCCGGAAGAUGUUCCCAGGCCUGGCCGCACCCUCCCUGCCCAAGAAGCUGAAGCCUGAACAAAUGCGGGUGGAGAUCAAACGGGAGAUGCUGCCAGGGGCCCUUCAUGGGGAGCCUCACCCAUCCGAGGGUCCCUGGGCGGCACCGCGGGAAGACAUGGCCCCCCUGAACCUGUCGUCCCGGGCAGAGCCUGUACGUGACAUCCGCUGUGAGUUCUGCGGUGAGUUCUUCGAGAACCGCAAGGGCCUGUCAAGCCAUGCGCGCUCCCACCUGCGGCAGAUGGGCGUGACCGAGUGGUCUGUCAACGGCUCGCCCAUCGACACGCUGCGGGAGAUCCUCAAGAAGAAGUCCAAACCGUGCCUCAUCAAGAAAGAGCCGCCCGCUGGAGACCUGGCCCCCGCCUUGGCUGAGGACGGGCCCCCCACGGCUGCUCCAGGGCCUGUGCAGGCCCCCCUGCCGCUGGCGCCAAUGGCUGGCCGCCCAGGCAAACCAGGAGCUGGGCCGGCCCAAGUUCCUCGAGAGCUCAGCUUGGCGCCCAUCACCGGUGCCAAGGCCACAGCCACUGGCUACCUGGGCUCAGUGGCAGCCAAGCGGCCCCUGCAGGAGGACCGCCUCCUCCCAGCAGAGGUCAAGGCCAAGACCUACAUCCAGACUGAACUGCCCUUCAAGGCAAAGACCCUCCACGAGAAGACUUCCCAUUCCUCCACCGAGGCCUGCUGUGAGCUGUGUGGCCUUUACUUCGAAAACCGCAAGGCCCUGGCCAGCCACGCGCGGGCGCACCUGCGGCAGUUUGGCGUGACCGAGUGGUGUGUAAACGGCUCACCCAUUGAGACACUGAGCGAGUGGAUCAAGCACCGGCCCCAGAAGGUGGGGGCCUACCGCAGCUACAUCCAGGGCGGCCGCCCAUUCACCAAGAAGUUCCGCAGUGCUGGCCAUGGCCGCGACAGUGACAAGCGGCCGCCCCUAGGGCUGGCACCCGGGGGCCUGGCUGUGGUGGGCCGCAGUGCUGGGGGUGAGCCAGGGCCUGAGGCUGGACGGGCAGCUGACAGUGGUGAGCGGCCUCUGGCAGCCAGCCCGCCAGGCACUGUGAAGGCUGAGGAGCACCAGCGGCAGAACAUCAACAAAUUUGAGCGCCGACAAGCCCGCCCUCCAGAUGCCUCUGCGGUCCGGGGGGGUGAAGAGGCCAAUGAUCUACAGCAGAAGCUGGAGGAGGUGCGGCAACCCCCACCCCGGGUCCGGCCGGUCCCCUCCCUGGUACCCCGGCCCCCCCAGACAUCACUGGUCAAGUUUGUUGGCAACAUCUACACCCUCAAGUGCAGGUUCUGUGACGUGGAGUUCCAGGGGCCCCUCUCCAUCCAGGAGGAGUGGGUGCGGCACUUACAGCGGCACAUCCUGGAGAUGAAUUUCUCCAAAGCGGACCCCCCACCCGAGGAACCCCGGGCCCCGCAGGCACAGACAGCGGCAGCAGAGGCGCCCUGA